Molecule: messenger RNA, 4632 nt
Organism: Electrophorus electricus (electric eel)
Lineage: Eukaryota; Metazoa; Chordata; Actinopteri; Gymnotiformes; Gymnotidae
Gene: eif4enif1
Product: eukaryotic translation initiation factor 4E nuclear import factor 1
Biological process (GO): negative regulation of translation
Cellular component (GO): nucleus; cytoplasm
Molecular function (GO): mRNA binding
Source: RefSeq, a predicted model, not a curated record
GCCGCUGAGCGACUGGAGAAAGACCAAAGAGGGAGAGAGCUUAUUAAAAAAGUACCCUGAGGUACAAUUAUAGUUGCAGUCAGCUUCAAUCGAGGGUCCGAACUCUAUAUUCUGUAUAAAUUAACGCAAACUCACUAUCGUACUUAAAUUGUUAACUCAAUUUCUGGGUACAUUUGGCUUGGUAGUGAGUAUUGAUAAAUUAGCUGGCUAGCUAGCAUAUUAGCUAGCUAGCUGGCUGGCUAGCUAGCUAAGUUAGCCGGAUAGCUUUUGGCUGUUUUUCGGUAGUUUAUAACCAAUAGUAAAACGCUGCGAAAACAUCUUGGAUGCAUGUUAUUUGCUGUUUAACGGAGCGCUAUAAAAAAAAGGAUAGACGAGGAAUUGGAUUUCUUGAUUUUAGUUGAAAAUAAGCUAGCUAACUGACAUCGUUGGUUUGGUUAAGUGUUUAGCUAACCUGCUUGGAGGCUCGUUUACGCUAUUCUCAAACGUUUCGCCAGGACUGCCGCAGCCAAUUCACAACCUGGAAAGUGACCAAACUAACCUGGCUGUCUAACCUUAGACCGAAUAUUAAACAUCUACCAGACCCACGUUCUGCUGAAUUGCCUGAGCACGCUCCAGUGACGACCAGAAGUUAAUGUAGAUAGCCUAGCUAGCUAGCCAGUUGUAGCAUCGGGAGAGAGAAGCCGGGUGUUUUUUUUUGUUGUUGUUGUUGUUGUUUUUUUUUACAUUUAAUUUUUUUUUGUCUAGAAUCGGGUGCUUCAAGUAUUUAAUACGGAAGCCAUACUUUGGUUUGGCCUCCUGCCUCAGUCAUGGAAAAAGAUGCCUGUAUAGAGGAUCAGGAAAAUGGAGAUAAAACAGUGAAGGAUUCUGUAGUAACCUCUGCCUACCGAUACACCAAGGAGGAGCUUUUGGAAAUCAAACAGUUACCAAUCUCUAAUGAAAGACCGGAGUGUCUGUCCGAGAAAUAUGACAGUGAUGGGGUGUGGGACCCAGAAAAAUGGCAUGCUUCCCUGUACCCAUCAGAGUGCAGCUCUCCAGUGGAGGGAUACAAAAGAGACUAUGCUGAGGAUAGGGCUCCACUGAAACGCAGAAUUGCAGACCCACGAGAGCGUCUAAAAGAAGAUGAUUUGGAGGUGGUUCUUAGUCCACAGCGCCGUAGUUUUGGAAGUGGCUGCCAAGUGGCACCUGCUGCCUUGACUCGGCGUCCCAUCAGCCCCUUGGAGAAUAAAGAAAAUGAGUCGCUACGCCUGGGAGGCACACGCCGUAUUGGAAGUGGCCGCAUAAUGGCGACACGUGGCUUCGAGAGGGAUGCUCGGGUGGAGAAGGAAAGGGAACGAGAGAGAGAGCGUGACUUUAAGGACAAGAGAUUUAGGAGAGACUUUGGUGACAAAAGAGUGUUUAGUGAGAGGAGAAGAAAUGACUCUUAUGUUGAGGAAGAGCCAGAGUGGUUUUCUGGUGGACCUACCAGUCAGUCAGAGACCAUUGAACUCAUUGGCUUUGAUGAGAAGAUCCUGGAGGAUGACAAGCGGAAGUCAAAGCGCUCCAGGAAGAGGGCCGAAUCUGUGAAAGAAGCUGAGUGCAACGGUGGUCUUUCUGAGGAGCCACGGGUGGUCCAAGAGACAGGAGCUGAUCAGGAGGUUCCUCACUCAGUUCUUCCUGAGCAAACACCUGGAGAGUUUGACUUCAAUGAGUUUUUCAAUCUGGAGAAAACAAUGCCUGGCCUGGCAUCGAUGAUUGAAGAUGUGCUUGGUGAAGGGCCAGUCACUGCCAGCCGUUUCAGCCGCUGGUUCUCUAGUAAUCAGAGUCCCUCUGGUAGUCGUUCUAGCAGCCUGCGUUCCACCCCACACGAAGAGCUGGAGAAACUAGCAGGUAUAGACCCCCCUGGUAGUUCACCUAGCCAGGGUCCUUCAGCCUAUUUUACCCCCAUUCCUUCCGAGGAGCGAAAAGAGAAGGUGGAUAUCUUGGAGCUGCUCCACAAAGCCAAGGUUGACCUUAAGCCUCUUCUCUCCAGCUUGAAUGCCAACAAGGCCCGUCUGAAGGAGAGCACUAACUCUGGGGCGGUGCUAUCACUAGAGGAGGUGGAGAGUGGUUUGAAGGGGCUGAAGUUUCACACUGAGCGGCCCCAGCCAUCUUCACGGCAGCUGCAGAGUCAGGGCGGAGGCACGCCUUUCAUGGCUGAGCACCUGGAAGAGGCGCUUACUGGAGGCUCAGGUGUCGCGCAGCGUUCACGCGAUCCUGAUAUGUCUGCCUUCAACAAGUUGGUCAGCAGCAUGAAGGCAAGUGGGACUCUACCUACCCACCCCAAGGCCAGCGGGAACAGCCUGCAGCAGUCGUCAGAGCCUGCGACCUUGAGCCCCUUACCUGAGACUACGGUACCUGCCACACAGCAGAAAAACAUAUUCCAGGAGCUGUUAGGUGUUCAGGGUGCUCCACGGGCAGGCUCCCCACUUCUGAGUGGACUGUUGCGAAGUUCUGAUGCCCCACCUGUUUCUGGCCUAAUGGCCCAGCGUGGCUCUUCACCCCCUCUUUUCCCACAGAGGGCUCCUGUUCAGGACUUCUACACAGGUUGCAUGCCACCAGGAACAGGCUUCCCUGUUGGUCCACAGCAGAUGCUUGGGGAACAGAUUCCUGAGAUGCACCGGCCAAGAAGUCCUGUACCAACUCCACAACAGAUGAGAAUGCUGUCAAUGGGAGUAGACCAGGCAGAAUUGGAUGCCUUAAUGUUUCAGCAGGAUUUAGCAGUACAAGCUCGCCAUCAGUAUCAACAAGGCUACAAUAAGCAUGGUCAUGAUAAGGCCUACCGGAACAGACAGCCACGGAUGAUCCGGUCCCCUGGCCCCCACCUGCCUGGCAGGAAUUCACCUGUUGGUGCAGUGACCAGUAUGCUGUCCCCAUCCUUUACUCCUACCUCAGUGAUAAAAAAGAUGUACGAGUCAAAAGAGAAGAGUAGAGAUGAGCCAACAAGCAGACCUGGAAGCAAAGAGGACACUGCUAACUCGCAGGAAGGCACUCCCUCCCCCAGCUCCUUCCUUGAGGGUGUAGACAACAGUGGGUCUCAGACAAGUGGGGUAAAGGUCUGCUCCACCCCGGUCUCUGCCCAGAAUCGUUCUAAAGAGUCAGAGAGACCCAGGCCCAGCUCCAGCACUGGGCACCACACUCCUGCUAUACUGUCCCCGGGUGCCUCUUCCACCUUCCCCAGGCCCAUUUACCCAGUGCCCCUGUUGUCUCAUGUCCCACUGGUGAGACCGCCACCACCACAGCUGCAUCCCAGUGUGGUACAAAGGAUGCUAGCACAAGGUAUACAGCCCCAGCAGCUUGGACCUGCAUUGUUACAAACAGGAAUAUUCCCCCAAACUGUGGAUCUGUCCCAACUGCAAGGUCUGUCCCCUGCAAUCCUAGGCCAGCCUCUGUAUCCACUGGGCACUACAGGUCACCCCCUCAUCCCCCCCCGACCUGCUGGGACACACAUGCAAUUAGCAGUCAUGCAGCAACAGAGACCGAAUGUGCACACAGGACUAACAGGAACCCCUCAGUCACAAGGCCAUGGCACGCAUCGGACAAACCACUCCCAGAGGAGAGUGGGGAGUCCACCUCUAGGCCUGGCCAAGUGGUUUGGCUCUGAUGUGCUGCAGCAACCCCUCCCUUCUAUGCCCUCAACUAAAGUAAUCAGUGUUGACGAACUGGAGUUCCGCCAGUGACAUCCCGCAGCCAGUCGGCAGAGUAAAGACCGACCGCUCUUCCCCAUUGCCUUGUGUAAUUUGAAAAAUGUGAACUUUAAUUUCUACGAUAAUGUACAGAUGACAGAGCUCUGCGUGUUUUACAUGCUCUGUCAUAAGCUUUGCAGAUGCUCAUAGUUGUUAAAAAGGCCUGAAAGGGGGGGAAAAAGGCAAGUUCUGGACUUUUUUUGUCCUGUUGCUAUUGUCAAGUACUGUAGUGAAUUAUCUUUUUUGGGGUGUUUUUUUUGUACUUUUUCAGUUAGGUAAAUGAUGUAUAGGCCAGAAUUGUACAGACUAUGGGAUUUGGAUUAGAAUUUUUUUUUUUUUUUUUUUUUUUUUUUUUUUUUUUUUUUUUUUUUUUUUUUGGCCCCCCUCUUUCUUCCUUCUCCCACCUCUUUUUUUUUGUUUUGCAGUGGGGAAGGCUUGCGGUGAGGGUUGCUAAGGGAAUUUUUUGGGGGGGGGGUUGUUGUUUUUUUUUUUUUGUUUUUUUUUUUUUUUUUUUUUUUUUUUGUUUUUUGUUUAGCUGACCGUGUUUCACAAGUAGUGGGAUUCCACGUUUCCCACCCUGGACUGUGAGAACAGGCUGCACUACUGAUUACUUGUUCAUUGGACUGGAGAUGCCUACAUGUUUAGGAGCAAUGCUUCCCUGAUCCAAAAGCCCAAUCUCUCGCUGGACAAGAGUAGCUGGACCCUGCUAGAACUGAGUGUAAAGGGGCUGCAGUAUGGAUGUGCCCCCGUCCUUCUGUUUUCCCCUCCCUCUUACCCCUCUCCCCUAGGAUGUUUUCGUUACUGAAAGAAAAGCACUGCUCUUGAUCACAUUUGUUUUAGGGUGGCAGGGGAUCAAUUAAAGGAAAUGUGCUAUUAAUUUAAAAAUAAGCACAAAUGGAAUUAAAAUGUUCAAUAAAAAAUUCACAAUUUC